Drosophila erecta is the source of this 513-nucleotide messenger RNA. RefSeq lists its product as uncharacterized. The transcript has 2 exons. Lineage: Eukaryota; Metazoa; Arthropoda; Insecta; Diptera; Drosophilidae. The coding region runs from base 43 to 366 and encodes 107 amino acids. The record is from RefSeq and is a predicted model, not a curated record.
AUAUGUUAAGCAAUAGCCCUGGUUUUUUGUAAUCCCAUCAAAAUGUCUCUGGUCCUUGAUGUUAUCCAACAAGUUGUGUUGCAGAAAGCUUACGAUCUAACAUGCGAAGCAGCCAUUUUAGCCUUGAGAAAGUGUGGCAAACUGAAAAUAGAGGAUGAUAAAUCGAAACCAAAGCAUGGAAAGCCUAUGCCUCCUCUAAAGCCUAUUUCCCCGGAAGUGGUCUUACCAUUGAAAACAGCCCGGCUUCCCGAGGCUGCAACCAUUCCCAAAUAUACGGGACGGGAUAUGCCUCGAAAAAACUUUGGCUCCAUCGAUCCUCCCCAGUGCUCCUGCAUGCGUGUGUGCCGUGAUAGCUACUUCUCUUAGACUAAAAACAACGCUUAAAAACAAUUGCAACUUUAAUAGAAUAGAAAUAGCAAAAUUUCAAGGGACCUCAGGCAUCAAAUCUCAUUCCAUUUUGUAUCCGUACAAUUAUCAAAUGUAACACUAAUAACAGAUUUUGGUAGCAACUAA